Messenger RNA from Paraglomus brasilianum, 1872 nucleotides. NCBI's taxonomy places the organism in Eukaryota, Fungi, Glomeromycota, Glomeromycetes, Paraglomerales, Paraglomeraceae. The record is from the annotation of a GenBank genome assembly.
AUGCCGAGUUUAAGGCCAAUUGUUACAAAGCUAAGGGCCGAGCUCAGAAAUGGAAUCGAGGAAUUAGAAAGGGCUAGAAUAGAUACUGUCGCCGAGAAUGUUAGGCGGGUACCUGUCAAUUCCAAGUCGUCAAAGGAAAAGAAGAUGGACUCUUUUCUGGAUGAGGUGAAUAAGACCAAGAUUAGCCAUGAGAUACAUUUCUCAUACCGAGCAGUCAGGGGACCGGAUUUAGACUACAUACUGCGAUUUUUCAUAACAUUUUAUGCGCCACAAAGAGCCACAAGAAGUUCGAUUGCACCGAGAGGUGCAAAGUUUGGUGCAACUGGUGUGGAAACCCCCCCGCACGCCGACCACCUGCUGUUGGCAAGAGUGGACAGGAAGUGCCCCAGAGACAAGGAAGUGGAAAUGGGAGGAACAUCAUUAAUGUUUCCGGUCCUAAUAAUGCUAGUAAAACAGCAAAUACAACAGGUAUCGCUAGGUUGGCCCUUAUUGCAACCUCCGCAACAACAAACACCACCACCUCAAUCUCACCAACAUCAAUCGCCAAUAUUUACGCCUCCUCCUCAACUUGGUCCUUCUCAACCAUUUCACAUGCAACAACCAGCAUCAAAUAUACUUAUUUCUCAGAAUAUCCGCCCUGUACCUCAAUUCGCUCAAAAUCAAGUUCCAAUAAUUAACCAUGUCAACAAUAUGUUACCUCCUCUACCCGCACCGACAGUCCAAUCAACAUUUAAUCAACAACUACUUUCAAGCUGGACAACUCAAAUGCCACAACAACCACGGACAUUCAAUUUCCCUAACCAAGUAGAUCAAUCAUUGCAGCGUCCACCGACUCAAUCAUCACAACCUUUUAUCGGCGCAUUCACCAAACCAUCCAUUGGACAACCUUUACUUCCCAAGCUGCCCGAGAAACCACGUCCUGGUCGUUCGAAUGCCGAGGUUGUGAACAAACUAAUAGCAAUGAAAGAGCAAAUAGAAAAGGGACUGCAUCCGACGAUUAAACCAGGAAUAAAAAAUGAUCGAAUUAAAUCAUCAACAAAAGAAAAUACGAAGUUGGAGCCAUUUGUUGAUGUGAAGUUAGAAAACCCUAAUCCGUUAUCAGAACCUGACACCGUAUUUCCUUCUACUCCUAUUCCUGUUUCUUCAAAUUCCCAAACUGCAAGGGAUUCAAAUCACGAUAAAAUAUUUCGCACUCCAAGGACUAAAUCUGUUGAUUCCCCAUCUGACAGAGAUCGUCGGUUUACGCUUCGCACAGGAUCAUUCCCAUCACCCAUUGCGAGUGACUAUUACUCUAAUCCUGAACUCAGUCGGUCGGAUCUUGAUCGGAACGUAUUCGAACAUAGAACUAGUAGAUCACGUAGUCCUAAGCACGAUUUACGCGAUUAUCGUGAGUAUAGCCGUUCUCCCGCCUCUACAAGGCAUUAUCUGAAACCCAUGUCCGAGUACGAUGAAAAGUAUUGUAGUCGUGAUGCUCUACCUGAAUAUAGAGAUAAGGAUUAUCCUCGUCCUCAGGUUUUCGAACAUCCUGCGGAUUAUUAUUCCUACCCACCUGAACGAUAUAACGAGAAAUAUGAUGAGAGAGGACAUAAUAAAGAUUACUUACGUGAUCCAAUGUUGAGAAGAUCUAGAUCGCCGCCACUUUAUCAUUAUAGUCGACGUAUGGAUGAGAGUGGCAAUGGAUGGUAUGGAAAUGGAUUGUAUGGCAGAGAGUAUCAAAGACAGGGAAUAUACCAUGAAUCACCAAGGGAUGACAGGUAUGAACAUAGAGAGAGAGAAUUUUCAAUGAGAGAUGUUGAUAGAGGAUAUCCCGAAAGAGAAUACUCCAAAAUUAUGGAAUACGAUUACGGUAUGAAUAAGAAGCGAUGGCAUUAG